This is a messenger RNA of Aphidius gifuensis, 2935 nucleotides long. It is a transcript of the gene LBR, whose product is annotated as delta(14)-sterol reductase TM7SF2. The coding region runs from base 202 to 2178 and encodes 658 amino acids. The record is from RefSeq and is a predicted model, not a curated record. Gene Ontology annotation, biological process: sterol biosynthetic process. Gene Ontology annotation, cellular component: nuclear inner membrane; endoplasmic reticulum membrane. The transcript has 8 exons. Gene Ontology annotation, molecular function: oxidoreductase activity, acting on the CH-CH group of donors, NAD or NADP as acceptor. NCBI's taxonomy places the organism in Eukaryota, Metazoa, Arthropoda, Insecta, Hymenoptera, Braconidae.
UUUACGGCGUCCAUGCCGAUUGAUGCUGAUGCAUUUGGCAUCCCUCAAUGUUAAAAAAAAAAACAGUAUUUUUUAUAAUUUGUUAAUUAUAACCUAAAGUAAAUGCAUUCUCAGCAAGCUUCACGUUAAUGUCGACAGUUGUGUGUUGAAUAAUAAAAACCAAUAUAUAAACCAGUGAAAUUAAUAAUAAAAUAAGAAAUAAUGAAGUUUUAUGAGGGAGAAGAAGUCCUGGCAAAGCCACCAAAUGAUGAGGAAUUCCAAAAAGGUAAAAUAUUGGAAAUAACUGGUGAUGAAUAUAGAAUACAAUUUGAGGGUGGUGCUGAACAUUCUGUAGCUGAAUAUAAUAUUCAGCCGGAAAGACCGUCAAGAAGUGCAACUAGACCACGUACGAGAAGAACUCCGUCAAGAAAAUCACCAAGUAGAAGAUCAACAAGUCGUAGAUCACCAGGAAGAUCACCUAGUCGUAGAUCACCGAGUCGUAGAUCACCAGGAAGAUCACCAAAACUUGCUAGUGCUAGAAAAGUUACAAGAGUUGUAAGAACUACACAAAAAUUAAAUCAACAAGAUGAUACAGAUAAACCAGUUGAAGUAUCUAAAACAGAUACUGAAAAUAUCAAUGAAACUGAUGAUGUUACAGAGCUUAUUCCUCUUAAUGCAAGAAUAAAAGAACCUUCAGUUGCAACAAGAAGAUCAACACGUAUUUUAUCAAUGAUGAAAAAUGAUAAAACAUCAUCAAUUAGAGGUAUUGAUCGUGCAGCAUCACUUCCUGUUGAACGUAAAAGUAUUAUGUAUGAUUAUUUGACAGACAAAGGUGAAAGAGGUUUUUCUGUUCAACGUGAUCAGGAUCUUCAAAAAUUAUUGCAUUAUGAAGAAGAAGCACUGCCAGAUUCAUCAACGACAAUUGAAAAAACAAAAAAAGAAAUUGAACUUAUUAGUAAACCACAAGAAUGGGGUGGUUGGUUUGGAGUAAUGUGCCUUACAAUAAUCAUACCAUUUAUUAUAAUUUUAUCACAAAUUGCCUGCUCCAAUAAUAAAUGUACAAUUGGACAAUUUCGUUUGCCAAUAAAAUGGCAAACAUAUUUUAAUAUUUAUCCAACAAUUGGAUAUUUUGGACUAAUAACUGUCAUUGGAUUGAUUUCAUUGAUACCAAUUGGUAGACUAAUUGAUGGACAACAAAAUAAAAUAGCACGACUUCAGUAUCGUAUCAAUGGAUUCAUCACAUUGAUUAUAUUAUUAAUUGCUUAUGGAACUGCUGAAUAUUAUUCAUACAAAAUAAGUGAUUGGAUAAUCAAAUCAAUUCUUAAACUUUCUAUCAGUGGUUGGAUAUUUGGAACAUUAAUAUCAAUAUUGUUAUAUGUCAAAGCUGGAAAAGCAUCUGUUGCUGCUCUCAAUAUUUAUGGUUCAACUGAUAAUUUCAUUUAUGAUUUUUGGCAAGGACGUGAAAUUAAUCCAAGAUUUGGAAAAUUUGAUUUUAAAAUUGUUUUAACAAGAACUGGUCUCAUUGGAGCUAUACUGAUUAAUACUGCUUUUAUUUUAAAAAGCUUGGAGGGUAUAAAUCUAGAUACAAUAAAAGAUGUUAAUGCAACAUUACUUGUUGUAGCAGGAUUACAAACUUGGUAUUUCAUUGAUUCACUGAUAUUUGAAUCAAGAUGUUUGACAAGCUUUAAAUUUUUAUAUGAAGGUACUGGAUAUAUGCUUUGUGUUUGUAAUUUACUUUAUCCAUUUUUGGCAACUUUAACAACAAGAUACAUCUAUUAUCAAAAAGUCAACAAGCCUGCAUAUGAACUUGCAGCUUUGAGCUUGUUCUUUUUCAUUGGAUAUAUUAUUUAUCGAAUCAGUAACUCACAAAAAGAUGAAUUUCGUAGAAAUCCAUAUGCUCCAUCUGUCUCAAAAUUGGAAACAAUAUUAACACCACGUGGAAAAAAAUUAAUAACAUCUGGCUUUUGGGGAUUAUUGAGACAUCCAAAUUAUUUUGGUGACAUUAUAAUGCAUUGGUCAAUUGCAAGUAUUUCAUUAUUUACAAAUGAUGUUUUACCAUAUUUCUCUGCAAUUUGUUGUACAAUUAUUUUACUUCAUCGAGCAUAUCGUGAUAAUUCACGUUGUAGAAAAAGGUAUGGUGCUGCUUGGGAGCAGUAUUGUUUACGAGCCAAAUCUAUGGUCAUCAAUCGUGUUUAUUAAACAAAAAUAUAUUUAAAAUUUUAUUUUUGUUUGUAUAAAAACACGUUAAAAACAAAAAACAAUUUCAAGUGGACAAUAUCUGUUAAUUUUAAAAGACAUUUUUUGAUAAAAUAAAUAAUUCAAGAGACAUUGAUGUUUGCAAUAAAAAAAAAUCUAUAUGUCGUGUCGAUUAGUGGAGAAUAUUCGACAAAAAAAAAAAAAAAAGAGAAAAGACAAUUGUUUUAAAAACAAACAAAAUUACGUAAAUUUUUUUUUCAUAGAAAAAAAUUUUAAUAAUCUUAACUUGGUUAUAAUAUUUCGAGGGAAAUUAAAAAAACAAAAAAAAUAAAUUUAACAAUUGUAUAGCACUGAAACAUGAAUUGUAAAAAGAAAUGAGAUUUUUUUUUAUUUAAAUUUAUCAAUAUAAUAAUUUGUAGAGUAAAAAUUUUUAUAUCCAAAUGUAAUUAAUUAUUUUAUAACGAUAUUAUAAAAGAAAAAAUAAUAAAUUUGGAUAUUAAAAAAUGGAAAAAAAAAUAUUUUUAAAUCAGUAUAUGCAAUUUAAAUGAACAAAUAUUAAUUAAAAAAAAAAAAGAGCAAUUUUUCAUGACUAGUUUUAAGAAUGAAUUUCAUUUUUGUAAUUAAGUGAUAAGAUUUUUUUUCAAAUGCAUUUAUUUAGAAAUAUAUUUGAUGAUAGUAAUUGGAUAAUAAAAAAAUUUGUUUGUAAUAAAUGUUGUUGUGAAUUUUAUUUAAUUUAAAAAAUAACAAGUUUGUUGAUCAU